AUCAUUCAGGUUUCUGAUCAAAGUGAUAGGUUUGUUCAGAAUAGCUUUCCACUGAGAUUCUUGGACAUUCGGUGACUUAUAGCAUCGUUAGCUAGAUGGUAACUGAAGUUCUUGCUCUCACUGAACUCAAGCUGAUUUGCAGUUACUCUUUAUGUGUCUUUCAACAGUAUUCAGUCUUUGGAUCCAUACUGACAUUCGGUGCAAUGAUCGGUGCAAUUACUGGAGGACCAAUCGCUGAUUUUGUUGGCCGUAAAUGGACAAUGAGAAUAGCGAGCGCUCUUUGUGUAGCAGGAUGGCUUGCUAUUUACUUUGCUGAGGGAGCACUUGCUCUGGAUAUCGGAAGAUUGGCCACAGGAUAUGGAAUGGGAGUCUUUUCCUAUGUGAUACCGAUAUUUAUAGCUGAAAUUACACCCAAAAAUCUCCAUGGAGCUUUGACUGCUGUCAAUCAGCUUAUGAUCGUUGCUGGAGUGUCCGUUUCCUUCAUAAUCGGGACAGUAUUAGCUUGGAGGGUUUUGGCAUUAAUUGGUCUAAUCCCCUGUGCAGUCCUACUGUUCGGCCUGUUUUUCAUUCCAGAGUCUCCUAGAUGGCUGGCAAAAAUGGGCCGCGAAAAGGAGUUUGAAGCCACGCUGCAGAAACUCCGUGGAAAGGAUACGGAUAUUUCUGAAGAGGCUGUUGAAAUACAAGACUACAUCGAAACUCUUCAACUGCUCCCGAAAGCCAGCAUUCUUGAUUUAUUUCAGAGAAGAUAUCUGAGCUCUGUCAUCGUAAUCUUCUCUCUGUAUUUACUACUAUGUAUCCAAUAAAGUCCCUCCUUCGUUGCUUUCUUGGAAUGCCCUGUGGAUUGGGAAUAUGCAGUAGUUGUACUUUUGGUGAUAUUUCCCAUUGUUGUUCUUUUUGCUGACAAAUUUGUUAAAUUUUGGCCAGAUUGGCGUUGGAUUGAUGGUCGUCCAGCAGUU
Messenger RNA from Eucalyptus grandis, 956 nucleotides. RefSeq names its product sugar transporter ERD6-like 7. Lineage: Eukaryota; Viridiplantae; Streptophyta; Magnoliopsida; Myrtales; Myrtaceae. Bases 96 to 803 code for a protein of 235 amino acids. The transcript is spliced from 8 exons. Gene Ontology annotation, cellular component: membrane. The record is from RefSeq and is a predicted model, not a curated record. Gene Ontology annotation, molecular function: transmembrane transporter activity. Gene Ontology annotation, biological process: transmembrane transport.